Molecule: messenger RNA, 991 nt
Organism: Xiphophorus maculatus (southern platyfish)
Lineage: Eukaryota; Metazoa; Chordata; Actinopteri; Cyprinodontiformes; Poeciliidae
Gene: c18h22orf31
Product: chromosome 18 C22orf31 homolog
Exons: 2
Coding region: 373-921 (182 amino acids)
Source: RefSeq, a predicted model, not a curated record
GAAAAAAAAGUUAACAUUACCAAACUGUCCUUUAUCAUAUAUGAUUCAUUUUGGAGCAAUGAACAAAAUGUAUUACUGUUUAUGUUUGUGGAGUGGCCUUUUUUCCAACCUAGAGUGAAAACUAAUGCAAAGUUAUUGAAACUUCACUGUUGAAAGUUUUAAUGGUAACUGUGUUGGUCUAUUCACAUCUGAUUGAGGGCUGAGGAAUUCAAAUUAAAGCAAAUAUUAAAUGUACUGGUUUCACGCUCUCAUACAUUACGGUUCAACAGAGAAAAAUUAAAAGGUCACAUCUUUGUAUCCAAUCAGGAUGUUGUUUUUUAAAUGAGGUAAAUAGGAACAUCUCCGUCUCUCAAAGCUUCUUUGACAACAGAGAUGGCUAAUCAUCUAAUCAGCCGAUCCCUUCUGCAGGUAAAUGAGAUGCUCCCCUAUGAGUUGAGACAGAGCAUUCGAUGCCCUAAAAAGUAUGGGCAGACUGUUAAGGAGAGGAACUUCUUGUUGGCUCCACCAUUUAGUUCGCAGCUAUUGUUUGAGGAGCACGACCCUGAGAAACCGCUGGAUGAGAGGUAUAUCAGGAAUGCUGCAAUUAUUCCAGAUCUCUCUGAUCAGUUGUGCAGCUCUGAAGCUGUCAAGACAGAGGAGACCUCAGGUGCUGCUCUGAUGAUCCAUGGUUAUUCAGUGGAAGACUUCCAGAAGACCCAUCACUCUGUGGUGGAUCCCCUGCUCUACAGGCCCUGUGGGAAGCAGAGGCCUUACAGCCUGGAGCUGGGGUUUAUCAUCAAGGAACGCCUGCUGGACAAGAUGGCGUAUCCGACACUGGAGAUUUCAGAGCGCCCAGAUGGAAAGGUGGAAGUGACGGAGAGGUUCUGUGUGCUUCGUUCAACACCUUCUAUAGAUAUAGACUGUAAAGGGGAACUGUGGUAAAAUUCAUCCAAAGACUUUCUAUAAUAAGCAUGGGUUUUCGCUUUGUUAAACUUAUUACUAUAUACUUCUA